Messenger RNA from Guillardia theta CCMP2712, 492 nucleotides. RefSeq lists its product as hypothetical. Lineage: Eukaryota; Cryptophyceae; Pyrenomonadales; Geminigeraceae. The record is from RefSeq and is a predicted model, not a curated record. The annotation marks the transcript as partial. The transcript has a single exon.
UCUGCUAUUGGUGCUCCUCACACCCCGGCUCGCUCUCAUGCUCGCAAUCUGGUCCCCAUCCCUCGGCUGCCCAGCAUUCGUACUGCUCCCCACAACCCGGCUCGCUCUCAUGCUCGCAAUCUGGUCCAUAUUCCUCGGCUGCCCAGCAUUCGUACUUUUUCCUACACCCCGGCUCGCUCUCAUGCUCGCAAUCUGGUCCCCAUCCCUCGGCUGCCCAGCAUUCGUACUGCUCCCCACAACCCGGCUCGCUCUCAUGCUCGCAAUCUGGUCCCCAUCCCUCGGCUGCCCAGCAUUCGUACUGCUCCUCACACCCCGGCUCGCUCUCAUGCUCGCAAUCUGGUCCCCAUCCCUCGGCUGCCCAGCAUUCGUACUGCUCCCCACAACCCGGCUCGCUCUCAUGCUCGCAAUCUGGUCCCCAUCCCUCGGCUGCCCAGCAUUCGUACUGCUCCUCACACCCCGGCUCGCUCUCAUGCUCGCAAUCUGGUCCCCAUC